AUGAAGUCCAUCUUCUUCCUAGUUGCCUCUAUCGCCUUCGCCUCUACGUUCGCUGCAUCAGUACAUACUGCAAAUAUUGAUGAUCUUAAAGGAGCAACUGAUACGUUCAAUGCUGCACUUAGAGAGAGUCAAUAUAACCUCACAGAAGCAGACGGAGAUGUAGGUGACUUUGCCACGAGACUCUUCGGCUUCGAAGGCUGUGGUGACUGGGGUUCUCUCAAGCGGAAGGCAAUUUACUCUGGUUGGCAGCAAGCCUGGCAUAUGAUGGACGCCAUUCAAGGAAAGGAGCUCAACUGGAACGAAGCUGCAGCUGUAGAAUUCUUCGCACCUCCUUUCAUCAACGAAGAUGAGCAGUCUGCCAUCAAAAGCACUAUCUCCCCACUUCUAUCUUCUUUAGCUGGCAGCAGUCUCAAUCCGUUUCAAUGGCGACUUCAUGUUCGUUGCGACGAUCCUAGCGAUAUAUGCAAAUGCAAACCACACACUCAGCUGGCAUACACCACCAACAAAGACCAAGAGUCGGGAAAAGCACGUAUCGCAUUCUGUCCCAAUUAUUUCCUCGAACCAGAUCUUCUCAAAGUCAUUGAUGAGAACAGCAAGAAGGAGUUACCCAUAGAACAUCGUGCAGAUCUAAACAACUACAUUCGUAACAAAGGACGUGUUUGGUUCCAUGAGCUUCUCCAUGUUGAUUGGGCCUCUGGCGUGGACCCGCGGUAUAAUAUUGCUGAUCUUCAUGCUCUGUACGUCCGGGGAGACCAAACCAUCGUCAAGCAAAGGAUUUACAACCCAGCGAAGACGAAAGGUCUCGCUGCGUUUCCCCUCGAUCCAGCUUGGUGGAUUAAGAGAAGCGCUGAUAACUUCGCCAUGUAUGCGAUGGCCAAAACCGUUCAAAAGAUCACUGGCAAUUAUCCUCAUCUUCCCUUCGCCUCAACACUAGAAUGUGUGUACGAAAUUCCCCAUGCCGGACUUGAUCCUUUUAUGGCGGAGGGCGUAAUGAUUGAUCGAAAAUUGGCAGCUAUGGUUGGCACCGAAGGUCAAGGCAAGUGUCAAGCCUCUGAGGAUGAACAUGGCCCUGGAGACAAGGGUCUUGUUAUCCCAAAGACCUCUAGUGCCUGGUUUUCUGGUCAAAAUCGUUACCCCGAGGACUAUAAUCGCCAAUUACGAGGUUGGUUGGCCGAUGCGAAUCCUCGCCACAACCGUGUUCGCAUCGUGCUAAUGCAAACUUUGAUGGGGUCUCAAUGGAUAGCUAUUCAAGAUACACCCGAAGAGCCUGCCAAAGAUUUCUGCCUCGCAGAAGUCCUAUCAAAGGUGCCCGCAAAGGCAGACGAGGACAACCCGGAGUUUCCAACUGAACUUCCUGCAUUCGAGGCCCAUGGAGCCAAGGGGUGCAUCUAUUCUGGAACUUCUAACAUUGUAGGUAGUUUGACUUGCGAGAAUGGUCCUUUGGAUAUUCGCUGCUGGGAGGACCCGGAAUGGAGGGAGAUGUCUUAUUGUGAUGGAGGGAAGUACAUGCUGGGAAUCAAGUGUGACUGGGCGUGA
Molecule: messenger RNA, 1536 nt
Organism: Fusarium proliferatum ET1
Lineage: Eukaryota; Fungi; Ascomycota; Sordariomycetes; Hypocreales; Nectriaceae
Exons: 3
Coding region: 1-1536 (511 amino acids)
Molecular function (GO): metallopeptidase activity
Source: RefSeq, a predicted model, not a curated record